This is a messenger RNA of Apis mellifera (honey bee), 2703 nucleotides long. RefSeq names its product major facilitator superfamily domain-containing protein 12. The transcript is spliced from 7 exons. Bases 1170 to 2516 code for a protein of 448 amino acids. NCBI's taxonomy places the organism in Eukaryota, Metazoa, Arthropoda, Insecta, Hymenoptera, Apidae. Gene Ontology annotation, biological process: carbohydrate transport. Gene Ontology annotation, molecular function: symporter activity. The record is from RefSeq and is a predicted model, not a curated record. Gene Ontology annotation, cellular component: membrane.
AGUAAUUUUUUAUCUUGCACAAUAUUUUAUAUUCUCAAGAUAUAUGGAAUCUUUUUUCCACAAUAUUAAGAUUUAUUUGCAAAGUUUGUCGCAUUUUGAAACUCGGAUACUCGAGCUCCCGCAUUGCCAAUUUUAAUCUCGAGCGACAAAACGAUUUUUACGAUCGAUAAGAUUACGAUUAUCAAACGGCAAUAAAUGAAAUAAUCGAUUUAAUAACGAUAAUCAUUGAUGCCGUAAAAGCGGGAAACAAGGCGCGUUUGAAAGUUCAGUCGUUGAUGUGGUCACGUCGCGGAUAGUCGACGCGUGUUUCGCUCACGGCCGCGAACGGAAUGCGUACACCCGACGAUUAUCGAUGAUACGUCGAAAGAAAAUUAAUCCAAUUUCGCAUAUACGCGCAACGGCAUAACGUAACGCGUGAAUUUCUCGUAAACAUCGCUUUUGACGUGCGUCGUUCGUGACCCUCUCGAGAUUCUUCCCUUCCCUCCGAGCAAAUCGUCGCACGUUUCGAAACGCGCGUUUAAAAAACGAUCGAUAAGCCUCGAUGGAAAAAGCGGAAGAGAGCGAGUGAUCGCGAAAAAAACAAAUAUACCCGGCACCCGAUCUCAUCCGGUAGGCGUGUGGAAUUCGAUACCGCGGCGUGUAAUCGUGAAAACGUUUUGUGAAUGACACGAAAGCACACAGUUUGCCAACGAUUCCCCGACUGUAAAGAUAAAUCGUAUCCUAGUUUCUUGCGGUCGAUCGAUCGGCCAACAAGCUUCCCGCGACGCGGAGAUCUCUUCGACUUCGGUCUACAGCCUUAAGCGGAAAUCGUAUCCAGAUUCGCCGGGUGAAAGGAAGGCCAAUUGCGUGCCAAUUUUCCUUAAAAACUAUCACGGCGCGUAUCGACGACGUAUUGGUAUUGGGACAGAUUUUUCGAAAUAUCGCCGAUUCCGAUACUCGAUAUUCACUUGAACGAUCGGCGCUUCCGGUGUUAUCGCCAUCUAUCGCAACUAAGUAAACAGACGCUUCGGAUGAAAAUACCAAUAAAUGAAUAAAGAAACGCUAAAAAAAAAUGGACAAUUCAUUGAAUGAUCGCAACGAAUUCACUUGAAACGGGAUCGGGAAAAUUUUUUUUUUUUUUUUUUCUCGAGAAAAACGUUUUUCGAAUCGUAUCAAGAUCGAAAAUUUGAAUGGAAUCCUCGAAGAAGAUGGAAAACGCGGAGGAACAAUCUCCUCUAUUGGAGAGGAAGAUAAGUACGCCGACGAAAAUCGCUUACGCCUUGGGACAUAUUUUCAACGACCUCACUGCGGCCAUGUGGUUCUCCUACACCCUGAUUUAUUUCCAAAGGGUGGCCCUGUUGGAGCCGAUCGUUGCUGGUGCUCUUCUCCUUUUGGGUCAAAUCAUCGACGCCUUCAUGACCCCUGUCUUCGGCGUAUUGGUCGAUCGAUACCUGAAGAAAAAGAUUUGGCACAUUAUCGGAUCCGUGAUGGUCACGCUAUCGUUCCCAGUGAUCUUUGGCGGGUUUGGCAAAUCGUCGCACGCGAGCACCAUGCUUCUUUACGUGGCCAGCAUCGCCGUAUUUCAAACUGGUUGGGCAGCUGUGCAGAUAUCGCAUUUAUCCAUGAUCCCCGCGUUAACGAAUUCGUUGCUGGCACGGGCAGACUUGACCGCGAUAAGGUAUUCCGCCCAAGUCGGGUCGGCCGUUGCUGUAUUCAUCGUUACGUGGAUAGUUCUGCCCACGGAUGAGGAGGCAAUGGGGCGAUUAGUUGAAGAGGACAGUUAUAAAUUUAGAAAUAUCGUUUUGACUUUAACGUCGAUCGGUUUGAUGGCAACCAUACUCUUCCACGUGUUUCUGAAAGAAAAUUUAUUGGAGGAUCUCGAAUCGCAUAAAGGAAAUAUCGAGGAAGCUAGAAGAUUGUUCGACGGGUCUCAAAGUAGCCGAACCUCUUUGGUCGCCACGACGAUAUUACUUAGAGUGGCUAUGCUGUACGUGGCGAGCAGACUUUUCAUUACCUUGGCCACGGUAUAUUUACCAUUGUACAUAGAGGAAACGGAUAUCGAUGGAAAGGAAGCCCUCGCCACCGUCCCAUUGGUCUCCUACGUAUCUUCCUUUGUUGCCGCUUUGUUGCUAAAGUACAUAAACAAAUCGUGCGGAACAAAGGUAUGUUACUUUUUGGGCACGUUGAUUGGCAUAAUUUCCGCCACUGUCACGGAAUACGGAGGGACUUCGAAGGCGAUUUUAUACAUCGUGGCGAUUUUAAUCGGAAGUGCGAGCUCGAUCACAAUGGUCACAGCGUUGAGCGUGACGGCGGAAAUAAUUGGGCCGCGAACGGAGCGAAGCGCCAUUGUUUAUUCGAUCGUAACGUUCUUUGACAAAGUCGUUACGGGGCUCGUUGUCAUCUUUAUCGAGAAAUUGAGAUGCACGCAACCAACGUACUGUCCAAAUUAUAACAGAGAUACUUUAGCCCUUGUGUGCGUUCUUUCCAUGCUUCUCGGACUUGUCACAUUAUUUUCAGUUUCGCGAUGUUUAAAUUAAGAAUAAGUACAAGAAUUUUUCUAUAACGAGAAAAAAAAAAAAACAAGAAUCAUUGAAAUGCUCCUUACAUCCUCGUAUAUAUUUCAUCUUUCUAACCCAACGAUCACUUCAUACUUUCGUAUUUUUCCAUUUUUACGUAAAGAGUAUACGAAUAAACUUUUACAAUAAAAUUAUAUAUACGAAACAA